AUGGCAGCAUCCAGCCCUAGCAGCCUAUCAGGUUAUUUUACAGCCCCAGUGAGUGGUACAUACUCCUUCAGCGCUAUCCUGACAGGCCAUAAGAAUGUGAAGAUUGAGGCUGUCCUAUCUAAGUCUAACUACGGAGUGGCGCGUGGGGACUCUGCAGGCUACCAACCAGAGGGACUGGAGAAACCCAUGGCGGAGGCCAGACUCACGCCUGGAGCCCUGGCUGUCUUCAACAUCAUCCUCCCUAUGAAGGUGGGAGAUACCGUCUGCAUCGACCUGGUCACCGGGGAACUGGCCCACUCUUCUGAACCCCUCACAAUCUUCAGCGGGAUGCUGCUGUAUGAGACCGUCUGA
Oncorhynchus kisutch (coho salmon) is the source of this 351-nucleotide messenger RNA. RefSeq names its product EMILIN-1-like. The record is from RefSeq and is a predicted model, not a curated record. The coding region runs from base 1 to 351 and encodes 116 amino acids. NCBI's taxonomy places the organism in Eukaryota, Metazoa, Chordata, Actinopteri, Salmoniformes, Salmonidae. Gene Ontology annotation, molecular function: protein binding. The transcript has 2 exons.